GGCAGGUGGGCUCGGCGCCGCCUUUCCCCUCCCCUCCUGUGGCGGGAGCCGCGGGUGGCGCGCCGGGGGACCGCCGGGGCCCUGCCUGCAGGUCUGGCCCGCGGGUCUGGAGCAGGUGGUUGACAGCGCGGGUCCCCCUGGCGAGGGGCUGUGGUUUCCGCGUGCGGGGACGGGGAUUGGGAGCGGGCGGCUCUCCCCCGGCGAGGGCCGCACCGCAGAGCUCUGGCGUCGGGCUGAGAACGGGCCUCACCUAGAGCCUUCGGAGGGGCGUUUUGCUUUCUUCCUUUUUCCCAGCGUGAGCGUCGGGGAAAACAUGAGCCCUUUGUAGGGAAAGGGGAUGGAAUGAGGCGAAGGGUCUUAAAAGAUAAACUGUGGUGAGAUCUAAUCAACAUUUUAUUUGAGGCUGGUUCAGUGAGCAGAUUCUGUUCUCUAAUAGCAGCAUUAAACUAUAUUCUCCUUCCUACAUGUAGUUCAUCCUCGGCCCUUCCCAGUGGCGAUAACCCCAAAAUCUCAUUGAGUCACCAUGUCAAACUCAAAGUCCAGGAUCUGAUAAUAUAGAUCAUCAGUAGAAAACCUCCUAAAAGAAGAAAUUGUUCAAGAGAAAUAUGAAAGUAGCAAAAUAGAAGACAAAGAGAAUUGACAGCAAAUACAGAGGACAGCCUGGAAAUUUUAUUUCAUUCAUUUAUUUAACAAAUUCAUUCGGCAAAGCUUUGUUGAACACCUGCUCUUGCCGGGUAUUGUCCUGGGUAGCAGAACGCAGCAGUGAACAGACUCCUGCGUGCGUACAGCUGCAGCUGAUGAUGUCUUCCAGUUUCAGUGCAUGUAGAGUUGGCUUCUCUUUUGUUAUGAUGAAUAUUUUUUAUAAGUCAGCGGGAGACUCUCUACCAGAACUGAGUCCUCAGAAGUAUUUCAAUACAUUGCAACCAGGAAAAGCCUCCUUAGCUUAUUUUUGUCAAGCUAAUUCUGCAAGUCCCUGUAUAUUUCUUGAAGAACUGAAUGAGGCUGUUAAACCUCUCCAGAACUAUGGAAUUUCAGUUGCAAAGGUUAAUUGUGUCAAAGAAGAAACAUCAAGAUACUGUGGAAAGGAAAAGGAUUUGAUGAAAGCGUAUUUAUUCAGGGGCAACGUAUUACUCAGAGAGUUCCCUACUGAUACCUUGUUUGAUGUGAAUGCCAUCGUUGCUCAUGUUCUCUUUGCCCUUCUUUUUAAUGAAGUAAAAUAUAUUACCACCCUGGAAGACCUUCAGAACAUGGAAAAUGCUCUGAAAGGAAAAGCAGACAUUGCAUUCUCAUACGUCAGAGCCGUUGGAACGCCAGAGCACAGAGCUGUCAUGGAAGCUGCUUUUGUGUACGGGACCACAUACCAAUUUGUCUUAACCACAGAAAUUGCCCUUUUGGAAAGUAUUGGUGCCAAGGAUAUAGAAUAUGCACAUCUCUACUUUUUUCAUUGUAAAGUGGUCUUGGACUUGACCCAGCUGUGUAGAAGGACACUAAUGGAACAGCCAUUGACUACACUGAACAUUCAUCAAUUUAUUAAGACAAUGGAAGCACCUCUGCUGACUGAAGUUGCCGAAGAUCCUCAACAAGUUUCAACUGUUCACCUCCAACUAGGAUUACCGCUGGUUUUUAUUGUUAGUCAACAAGCUACAUAUGAAGCUGACAGAAGAACCGCAGAAUGGGUUGCUUGGCGUCUUCUGGGAAAGGCAGGAGUUCUACUCUUGAUGAGGGACUCUCUGGCAGUGGACAUUCCUCAGCACACUAAUGUGGUCUUCAAAAGAGAAGAGAGAGUGCCGGUCGAAUUUUUGGUGUUACAUGAUAUUGACUUAAUAGUAUCCCAUGUGGAAAAUAAUAUGCACAUUGAGGAAAUACAAGAAGGUGAAGAUGAAGACCAUGACAUGGAAGAUCCAGAUAUAGAUAUUCAAGAUGAUGAAGUGGCAGAAACUGUUCACAGAGAUAGGAAGAGACAGUUACCUUUGGAACUCACAGUGGAACUAACAGAAGAGACGUUUAAUGCGACAGUCAUGGCUUCUGACAGCAUCGUGCUUUUCUAUGCUGGUUGGCAAGCAGUAUCCAUGGCAUUUCUGCAAUCCUAUAUCGAUGUGGCAAUUAAGUUGAAAGACACACCCACUAUGCUGCUUACUAGAGUAAACUGUGCAGAUUGGUCUGGUGUGUGCACCAAGCACAACGUUACUGAAUUUCCUGUUGUAAAGAUGUACAAGGAAGGAGGGAACCCAGUAUCUUAUGCUGGUAUGUUAGGAACUGAAGAUCUCCUAAAAUUUAUCCAGCUCAACAGGAUUUCAUGUCCGGUGAACAUAACAUCUGUGCAAGAAGCAGAGGAAUAUUUAAGUGGGGAAUUGUAUCAAGACCUGCUCUCCUAUUCCAGUGGGCCAGUACUGGGGCUCUUUAGUCCAACCAUGACAACAGCAAAAGAAGAUUUCACUGAAGCAGGAAACUACCUAAGAGGAUGUGUUAUCACUGGAAUUUAUUCUGAAGAAGAUGUUUUGAUAUUGUCAAAUAAAUAUGCUGCAACUCUUCCAGCCCUGCUGCUUGCCAGACACAAAGGAGGCAAGAUAGAGAGCAUUCCGUUAACUAAUACCCAUGCGGAAGACAUAGUUCAAAUAAUAAAAAAUGCAUUCCUGGAAACAUUUCCAGAAAUCACUGUGGAAAAUCUUCCCACUUAUUUAAGACUUCAGAAACCGUUGCUUAUUUUAUUCAGUGAUGGCAGCAUAAUUCCUCAGUAUAAAAAAGCAAUAUUGACGCUGGUAAAAGAGAAACACCUGGAUUCACUCACCCCUUGCUGGUUAAAUUUAAAGAAUACCCCUGUGGGGAGAGGAAUCUUGCAGGCGUAUUUUGAUACUCUGCCUCCCCUACCUCUUCUUGUUGUGGUGAAUUUGCACUCAGGCGGCCAGGUGUUCGCAUUUCCGUCAGACCAGGCCAUAACUGAGCAGAACCUUUUAUUGUGGCUUAAGAAAUUGGAAGCAGGACUAGAAAGUCAUAUCACAAUUUUACCUGCUCAGGAAUGGAAACCUCCUCUUCCUGCUUAUGAUUUUCUAAGUAUGAUGGAAGCUGCAGCAUCUCGACAUUCCACUAGGAAAGGUCCUGAGUAUAUGAAAGAAACUGGUGUGCAGGAGAGUGAUGAAGAACAGCAUGAAGAUAAAUCAGCAAUUAGAAAAGAACUGACUGAAACAUUGAGAAUAAAGCAUUGGAAUAGAAGCAAUUGGUUUAAAGAAGCAGAAAAAUCAUCUAGGCAUGAUAAAGAGUUAUGAUGCUCAAAGUGAGUUGAUGUCAUAGGGCUCUGGCGAGCUUUCCAGAGUUUUUUGGCUUUUUGAUAGACUUAAGAAUUUAUUUCAUUAAAAAAUAAUACUAAGUCAUUUCGAGUUUCUAGAGCAGUGCCAUCCACCAGAAAUAGAAUGUGAGCCAUAUAUGUAAUUUAGAAUUUUCUAGUAGCCAUGUUAAAAAAGUAAAAAUGAGCAGGUGAAAUCAAUUUUAAUAACAUAUUUCAGCCAGUAAGUAUAACCAAAAUAGUUCAGUUAACAUAAAAAUUAUGGGAUAUUUUACAUCCUUUUUUAAUAUCAAGUCUUCAAAAUCCAGUGCAUAUUUAUACUUCAUAUCUCACUUUGGAGUAACUACAUGUGGCUAGUGACUACUCCAGUGGUUGGACAGCUCAGCUUUAGACAAAAACUGGUAUAUUAACUUAUACAAAAAACUGGUAAUUUAACUUAGUUCUAGUCAUGAUAUAUUUUGAACUAAAAUAUAGAUGUAACUGGUUUAAUCACAGCUGACUCACAGUGGAAUCAUACAGCUGGCAGUUGUAUUUGCUUUGUUGUAGUCGUGAUGUUUCUUAACCAGGGAGCAAUUUUGCCCCCCAGGGAACUUUUGGCAAGGUCAAGAGACAUUUUUGAUUAGGGAUGCUACUGGCGUCUAGUGUGUCGAAGCCAGGGAUGCUGCUAAACACCCUACAGUGCAUUGGACAGCCUCCCACAGCAGAGAAUCGUCCUGCCCAAAGGUCCACAGUGCCGACACGCUAUGGGCUUGAGGAACCCUGUGUUAAACUAACGUGUGGCAGAGUGGGCUCCCUGAAUUUUCCAGUUCUGCUCAGUUAUGUUUGAAAAAAACUUGAAUAUUAAAGAUAAAUAUUAGGUAGUGUUAUUGUGAUUAUUGUCUGGGCACAACCUUAUCUGUUCUUACAAAUUCUUUUUAUAAUAUUUUCAAAAAGUAAUGAGAUAACCCUAAAAGAGUGAUAUGUAUAUAUCACAAUAUAUAUUAUGUAUUAUAUAAUAGAAUGUAUAAUGAUUCUCUGAUGUAUACUAUAUAAUUCUCACAUAUGAAUAUAUAAAAGAAUUUAAAACCUACUCUUAUUUCUACAAGUUAUAUUGCUAAAUUUCAGAUUGAACAGGAAUUAAACAUUUUGCGGUUCUCACAUAUUUCAUUGUAACAUAGAUCAUCUGCUACUCUCAACACCCCCUCCUUGAUUUUUUUCCUGUAGCAUGUAAUUUCUGUUAUUUGAGUUCAUUCUCAUUUGUUCUUAUUUCUAACAUGGGAGAUAAGAGAGUAAACUUUAAAGACAGUUUGUAGUAGUAAAACAUCAUCAGCCUAACCAUUAGAAAAUGCUAAUCAACUACAAGCACAUAGAAACGUGAAAUUGAUUAGUCAUUGUACCAUAGCCAGCAAUUUUGACUGUUAUUAAUACAUGUUCUUUUAAUAAUUUUAAAUAAAGUAUCUGGAUUUCAGGCUA
Messenger RNA from Equus quagga, 4732 nucleotides. It is a transcript of the gene TXNDC16, whose product is annotated as thioredoxin domain containing 16. The transcript has 23 exons. The record is from RefSeq and is a predicted model, not a curated record. The coding region runs from base 798 to 3263 and encodes 821 amino acids. NCBI's taxonomy places the organism in Eukaryota, Metazoa, Chordata, Mammalia, Perissodactyla, Equidae.